AUGUAUGCUCACCUGGACGUUCCGCUUCUUUCUGCAUUUGUGGAGUGUUGGCAGCCUGACACUAGCUCUUUUCACAUGCCAUUUGGGGAGAUGACUAUUAUGCUGCAUGACGUUUGGUAUAUACUCUGCAUUCCAGUCGAGGGAGGGAUUUUGAUUAAGUCGGUAAUCGAGUUGUGUAGUCAGGGUGCUGCAGGUGAGGCUGAGACAGAGGCCAUUGCUUGGAUUUGGUUGACUUUAGGUUGCACCUUAUUUGUUGAUAAGAGUGGACACAGGUUCAGGCCGUCAUGCCUUUGGGAGGCAUGGAUAUAUGAGUACUCUCUAUGCUUUCGACCAAACCGUGAGCGACUGAUUCUCGAUCCUGUUUCUCCUCGAGCUAGCACUUGGAGCGUAUCAUCUUUUGAGAGAGCGGAUACCCGGGUUUUUGCAUUACGCACCCGUUUAGACCAGCUUACUGCGGAUGAGGUGACGUGGCUGCCUUUUGGCGUCGAUCUUGCUAUCACCGUUCCCAGGACUGCAUACAUGGGCUGGAUACAGCACAGGGACAUCGCAGAGCCAUAUAUGCCUGUUAGGGUCCUUCGUCAGCUGGGUUACGUGCAGAUUAUACCUCCUCCUAUUUAUCGGCCUGAGAAGGCCGUGAGGCCGUGGAGUUCACUUCGGUACGUGAUGCAGACCUCCAGGGUUGCUGCGUCUGACAGAUGGGGUAUGUUCCCAUUUGAUCACAUGCUUCCGUUCUUAAGCUUAGAUGAUGUGGCUGUUUCUCCUAGCGCGUGUGCUCCAGAGUACUUGGAGUGGUACGCCCGACAUUCGCAUCCUCGCCUGCUCAACACUGAUGCAUUACCUGCACAAGCCCGCCCUUCUCGCUCGAACACCGAUUAUCAUAGUCAACAUUGCGUGGUGGAUGGCAUUCCGGAUAUGGAGCAAGCCAUAGCUGCGCAUGCAGAGGAGUUAGAGCAGAUUAUGAGAGAGUUUAGACUGACUGAUUGA
Molecule: messenger RNA, 984 nt
Organism: Mercurialis annua (annual mercury)
Lineage: Eukaryota; Viridiplantae; Streptophyta; Magnoliopsida; Malpighiales; Euphorbiaceae
Product: protein MAIN-LIKE 1-like
Exons: 5
Coding region: 1-984 (327 amino acids)
Biological process (GO): meristem maintenance; meristem development
Source: RefSeq, a predicted model, not a curated record